This is a messenger RNA of Myzus persicae (green peach aphid), 2107 nucleotides long. RefSeq names its product myosin-11-like. The coding region runs from base 1 to 2106 and encodes 701 amino acids. Lineage: Eukaryota; Metazoa; Arthropoda; Insecta; Hemiptera; Aphididae. The record is from RefSeq and is a predicted model, not a curated record. The transcript has 16 exons.
AUGUGUAUGCAACUUGUAAAGGAUAGCAAAGAUGAAUUGGAACUUGUAUCUACACAUUUCGAAAACGAUGCUAAUGUCGGUUACGUAGAAUUAAUUCAAAAUGCUGAUAAAAAAGCCGUAAAUAUUGCAAAAAUAAUAAUGCAAUUGAAGAAGGACUUAUCUAAUUUGCGAACUGGCUGUGGAGCCGCCCAAUCAAAUGAAAUGGAAGUAUGUAAGGUACAAGAACAGUUAACAGAAAUGGUGGCACAAUAUAAACAAGCAGUCGCUGAGGUACUCAAAUUAGCUAAAACUAAUAAAUUCGAUGUUGAAAACCUAGAAUGCCGAAAAAUUGACAUGACUCAAUAUAUCAAGCCGAACAAUUGUAUGACAUCAGUAGUCAAAGCGUCUGAUAAAGAACUAAUUGCUCCAUGGAUAUUAAUUAACAAUGAACAAGAGUACCCAACGUUUUUUCGUUAUGAUCUAAAUAAUAAUGGAAUUAAAUUCAAUGAACAUGAUAAUGAGUCAAUUUGCUCGUGUAAUGAUGAAUCUGAAAAUUGUUGUUUGACUGAUUGUGAAGAUAAUCGUCCCAUAACUGAUAAUUGCCAUAAACGUUUCAAAACUACAAAUACUGAUUGUGUAAAAGAAGGAUUUAAAAAUGAACUUCUGUCAAUGAAGGGAGGAAUGAAGAUAUUACACCAACAGAACCGUGAUUUUUUGUGCAAACUUAACAGUGCAAAUCAACAAACACUUGCCUUAACAAAUUCUCUUAAAAAUAAGCUAGCUUCCCAGAAAUCUCAAGGAACAAAUGAUAAUAGUACAUGCUUUCCAGAUAGUAAUAAAUCAAAACCACAAAUUUUAAUGCUCGAAAUUGAACGAUUAAAUGACGAAUUGAAGAGAUUAAAACGUGACAAAUGCCAGAUUGAAUUAGCUAAAAAAGUAUUAAAUAUAUCUGAAAACAUGUGCCCUAAUUGUGCUGAGACAAAAACUCUAUGUGAUGAUCUUGAACCCAAGACUGAGGAUUAUAAAAAAUUAUUGGCGGAUUAUAACGAUAAAGUAUUAGAAAUUGAAAAUCUACGAAAUAUGUUAACCGAAGCUCAGUGUAACCAUAAGACUUGUGAAGACCGUUUGACGAUAUUAAAAACACAAGUCUGCCAGUUACAAAAACAAUUGUUUGAUUUCAAUUCAGCAAAAUCCCACGAUCCUGAAGUGGCCAGUUCAAAUGAAAAAUAUUUGAUUGAAAGUCUGAAAAGUCGUUUGUUAGAGGCAACAGAGGAAAAAAAUAACAUGCAGAUGGUACUCGAUUUUCAUCUGACCGAACUCGAGGAUAAAAAAUCAAAGUUUUUGGCAGUUCUUCAGACAAAUCAAGAACAAAAAUAUCGUAUUGAAAGUAUUUGUAGGGAAAAAAAUACAAUUGCCGAAGAAUAUGAAGCGGAGUUUAAUCGAAUGAAUGAUCAUCUAAAAUCAUGCCUAGAGGAGCUCGGAACAUUACCUGGAUUAUUAGCAACUGCACAAAGGGAUUUAGAAAAGGAGACAUUAGCUAGAACUGAUUUGGAAAAUGAACGUGUCAAUCUUUUAAAUGAAAUAAAAUCAUUAAAGGCAAUUUUGGCGGAUGAUGACAGAGAAAAUAAAGACAAAAGACUCAAAUGUCUGGAAGAAAAAAACAUACAACUGAGAGCUAUGAUAUUGACUUUGGAAGCUAAUUUGGAUGAAAACAAACGACUAUACAAGGAACGAACCCACUAUUCGUUACAAUUGAAAGAGAAUUUAGAUCUUAUAAGAAAAGAAGCAGCCUUACAAGUGACGAAAACCAAAAAUUUUUCUGAAUGCCAGAUGCUCAAAUAUUUUGAAUAUAUUAAACAGUUAGAACAAAAGUUGGUAGAACAUAGAGCAAUAACAUGUUUAGAAUUUCAAAAACGGGACCAAAUAGAUGGACGUUUGAGAAAUCAAAUCGAAGUAUUAACAAAAAAUUUAAAUGAAGCACAAAAGCAAAUGGGAUAUAUAAUCAAGGCUAAAUAUUCAAUGGAAGAUGAAACCGGAGUAGAUGUAUGCAAGAUUCCUAGGGUACUAAAUUCAGUAUGCAAUGCAUUAAAUACUCCAAAGAAUUCAGAUAAUCUUGAAGACAAUUGAA